This is a messenger RNA of Impatiens glandulifera, 1900 nucleotides long. RefSeq names its product jasmonoyl--L-amino acid synthetase JAR6-like. Gene Ontology annotation, cellular component: cytoplasm. The transcript is spliced from 3 exons. The record is from RefSeq and is a predicted model, not a curated record. Gene Ontology annotation, molecular function: acid-amino acid ligase activity. Lineage: Eukaryota; Viridiplantae; Streptophyta; Magnoliopsida; Ericales; Balsaminaceae. Bases 82 to 1797 code for a protein of 571 amino acids.
GGUCAACAACAGUUUGCCGAUUCAAUGAUUGAUAUACUAUUCGCUUUAAUCAGAUCUGAUAUUGUAUUUUAAUGCAGUUCAAUGAUGAAGAAGAUAGAUGAACGUUUCGAUUCUGAACAAUUCAUACAGGAAUUCGAUCUUCUAACUAAAGACGCUGAGAAAGUACAACGAGAUACUCUUAAGAAGAUAUUGAAUGAUAAUUUUGAUUCAGAAUACUUACAGAAAUGGAAACUGGAAAACGCUGAUCCUGAGAUUUAUAAAGCUAAAGUGCCUCUCGUUACUCAUCACGAUUUGGAACCGUAUAUUCAGAGAAUUGUUGAUGGAGAAAUUACUCCAAUUCUUACGAAGAAACCGAUAACAACUAUUUCAUUGAGUUCUGGUACUACUCAGGGGAGACCUAAAUUUGUUCCGUUUAAUGAUGAAUUGGUUGAUACUACAAUGCAAAUAUAUAAAACUUCUUUUUCGUUUAGAAACAGGUUGUUUCCAAUUCGAAAUGGGAAAGCGUUACAAUUUAUCUAUAGUAGUAAGCAAUUCAAAACGAAAGGAGGUUUAGCAGCAGGAACAGCAACAACAAAUGUUUAUCGAAGUCCACAAUUCAAAAAAACCAUGAACUCGAUGCAGAUACCAUGUUCUAGUCCUGAUGAAGUGAUCUUCGGUCCUGAUUUUCACCAAUCUUUAUAUUGUCAUCUCUUAUGCGCUCUCAUUCAUCGCAACGAAAUUCAAGUGAUUUCGUCAACAUUUGCACAUAGCAUUGUCCAUGCUUUUCGAACAUUCGAACAAGUUUGGGAAGAGCUAUGUACAAACAUACGAGAAGGAGUUCUCAGCGAUCGAAUCAAUGGUCCAUCCAUUCGAAUCGCUAUGGAGAAACUACUCAAACCAAACCCUGAAUUGGCUGAUUUGAUUUAUAAGAAUUGCUCGAGUUUAAUCGAUUGGUAUAGAUUAAUACCAACAUUGUUUCCCAAUGCCAUGUAUGUUUAUGGGAUCAUGACUGGAUCCAUGGAACCUUAUUUGAAAAAAUUAAGACAUUACGCGGGAGAAUUGCCACUUUUAAGCUCGGAUUAUGGAUCUUCGGAAGGAUGGAUAGGAGCGAACGUAAAACCUCAAUCGCCACCCGAAUGCGCCACUUAUGCGGUACUUCCACAUAUCGGUUAUUUCGAAUUUAUUCCUUUAAACGAUGGUUUUGAAUUGGAAGCUAAGCCAAUUGGUCUAACCGAGGUUAAAAUCGGGGAAGAGUAUGAAAUAGUAGUCACAAAUUUCGCGGGUUUGUAUCGUUAUAGACUAGGGGAUGUUGUAAAAGUAACGGGCUUUUACAAUUCUACCCCCGAACUUCAAUUUGUUUGUCGGAAAAAUCUUAUGUUGAAUAUAAACAUAGAUAAGAACACGGAAAGGGAUUUACAAUUGGCGGUUGAAAUAUCGGGAAAGUUAUUGGCGGGAGAAGUGGUGGAUUUCACGAGUUUGGUGGAUGUUUCGAAUGAACCGGGACAUUAUGUUGUGUUUUGGGAGUUGAGUGGUAAUUUGGAAGAUGAGAGGAUUUUGGGGGAGUGUUGUGAUUGUUUGGAUAGGUCGUUUGUGGAUGCUGGUUAUGUUAGUUCGAGGAAGGUGAGGGCGAUUGGACCGUUGGAGCUUCGGUUGGUGAAGAUUGGAACAUUUCAGAAGAUUUUAGAUCAUUUUCUCGGCAUGGGAGCUGCGUUUAGUCAAUAUAAGACUCCGAGGUGCGUGGGAAAAUCGAAUGUGGAAGUUAUUCGAAUUCUUUCGAGCAAUGUUGUCAAAAGCUACUUCAGCUCGGCUUUUGGAUGAUUUCUUGUAAGAAUUAUUAAUAAUGUAGAAUUUAAGAAUUGUAUUCAUGUAACACUUUAAUAUGUAUUAGAAAUCAUUUACACUGUAUUUAGUUACUCAUUAU